Messenger RNA from Aspergillus tubingensis, 843 nucleotides. RefSeq lists its product as uncharacterized. The transcript has 2 exons. Bases 1 to 843 code for a protein of 280 amino acids. Lineage: Eukaryota; Fungi; Ascomycota; Eurotiomycetes; Eurotiales; Aspergillaceae. The record is from RefSeq and is a predicted model, not a curated record.
AUGAGGCGACGACCAAACCGGCCCCCUAACAACAACGAUACAAGCACCCCACCAGACGAGGACAACAAGGACUCUUCCCCGGAAGUUGACACAUAUUAUCCCAGUUGUUUCGAUGUUUUGAAGGUUCGGUAUCUGCUACAGCAUAUUUGGCAAUGGACGAGGAACUCGCAAGAGUUGCUGCCAGCUGAAAUUGUAGAUAUGAUUGUGGACGCAGCCGAGUAUUGGGCUUCUUCUGAGUCCGUCCUGGAAGGAGAGACUGUUAUCAGGAAAGAUCAGGAUCAGACUAUUCUAACGACGGUACCUCUGUGCUAUGAUGUGCAGACCUUGAAUACUCCGUCUCCAAAGCCUUUGCCCCAUCGGACCACUCAUCCAUGCCGCCAGAUCAUCUUUACUAUUGAAUCUCACGAUCAGGGAUGGGGUGGCGGCCUAGGAUCUCGCGGUCAAUACGGGGGCUCUUAUUCGUGGUUUGAUACCGAAGUCAUUCACUCAGCACAUCAGAAGCGAGAUGCAAAUAAUCAGCCUCCACCACAGGGUCCAUUCCAUUUUGGGCCCGACCAUCCUAACUUGCUGCCAACGGCUCAUAAGCUACAGUCGAAUAAGACGGCCGUGCCAGGUUCGCAAAAGCAUACUAUUGUUUGGCACUACCAGGAUGAUAUCGCUCCGGACUCGACUGAAGCGGAGGAAAUAGAACGAACUCAGGGACGAGGACGAGCCACGCUGGAUGGAAGCCAAGUCCGCAGUCUGGAGAUUGGAGAUGCGAUUGCUGUCUGGGGUCGGGCACGGUUUGGAGGGUGGUCGAACCAUGUGCAGCGAGUGUCAGUGCGGGUGUUUUGGGCGGUCUAA